Molecule: messenger RNA, 1179 nt
Organism: Micropterus dolomieu (smallmouth bass)
Lineage: Eukaryota; Metazoa; Chordata; Actinopteri; Centrarchiformes; Centrarchidae
Gene: thyn1
Product: thymocyte nuclear protein 1
Exons: 8
Coding region: 409-1101 (230 amino acids)
Cellular component (GO): nucleus
Source: RefSeq, a predicted model, not a curated record
UUUAUGCUUUAUUGGAAGUGUUGUCAAACUGUAUUUUUUUAGUUUUACAAGAGAACAGAAUUGAAGGCUGAAGACUAACUGGUUGUUUUGGCCCCACCUCCGUUAAAGACCUGCGCACAGCCGCUUCCGUGAGCUUUUCUAUGGUACCUUCCAGGAGUGGUUCUCCCAUGCACUAGAUAAGAAAGUCCUAAACGGGGCUAGUGCUCACCCCAUAAAAGGUUCAUCCAUGUGUCGUUGCCCAUUGGAGAUGGAGAAAUAGCUUUUACAGCACAAACGGUAGUAGCGGGUUAAUAAAUCAAGUGCACCGGUAAGUUUGUUGACGUCACGUGUUGUAGGUAUUGAUGGCUUCCCGCUCAACUCGCAUAGAGCACCGCUUACCUGGAGCAGUAUUCAGCUAAAGACUGUGAGAUGCCACCAAAGAAAAGGGCCAGAGUGAAUAAAAGAGCCUCAAAUGCUGGCAAAGAUGAUGCUUGUAAAACGGAUUCUUCCACAAAAGAAACAGCUGGCAGUAAAAGAAAAGUGGCAGCUUCUGUUGAAUCUGGCAAAACUAAGAAGAGCUCAGAAUCAGGUGGUUCUUCACAGUACUGCCACUGGCUAAUGAAGUCUGAGCCUGACAGCCGCUUUGAGAACGGGAUCGAUGUGAAGUUCGGGAUCGAGGAUCUGAAGGCUUUGCCUAAUCAGACCGGCUGCUGGGACGGCGUCCGCAAUUAUCAGGCGCGCAACUUCAUGAGGCAGAUGAAAGAAGGGCAGUUGGCUUUCUUUUACCACAGCAACUGCAAGGAACCGGGGAUAGCAGGAGUCAUGAAAAUUGUGAAAGAGGCUUAUGUUGACCACACUCAGUUUGAUAAGAAAGAUGUCCAUUUUGAUGCCACCAGUAAACCAGACAACCCCAAGUGGAGCAUGGUAGAUGUCCAGUAUCAAAGAAUGACGAAGCGUUUUCUUCCUCUGUCUGAGUUGAAAAAGUAUCACCUGCAGCAUCGCGCCGAAGGAGGGCCUCUUAAGGACAUGGCUCUUUUUACAAGGGCCAGGCUCUCUGUGCAACCCCUAACCACUGAGGAGUUUGACUUUGUCCUGAGUCUGGAGGAUGAAGAGCCCUUGUGAGGAUGUCAUGAGGCAGCAACCUGCUUUACAGUACUGCCAUGUUUUGUUCAUAGAGAUUAUUAAAUGUGUUUUUGUCAA